This is a messenger RNA of Punica granatum (pomegranate), 1973 nucleotides long. Lineage: Eukaryota; Viridiplantae; Streptophyta; Magnoliopsida; Myrtales; Lythraceae. The record is from RefSeq and is a predicted model, not a curated record.
AACCUAACGGAUGCUUCAUGGAGUGAAAGGGGCUGAGCAGAAGCAAAAAAGCAUAAAGAGGACCAACCACCAUUGAAGAAUCUUCUUCAUUCUUCUUCUUCUUCCCCCCCUCUCCCCCUCCUCUCCCGCUUUCGAGGAGAGAACCCCGACACGAACGCAACCCACAAAACGCCGAUGGUGAGAUAGAGAGAGAGAGAGAGAGAGAGAGAGAGAGCUGUCAUCAGCUGUGUGAUCUAACCGUAGCCCUAGAAUCCUGGGACACCCAAGAACUCCUCCUCCUCCAUUGAAGAGCUCUCUCACCUCUUCUUUCGUAUCUAUUCACAUCCCAACUUCUUGAUUCCAUUUUCCUGGAGAAAUAUGUCCGACCCAGGUGGAUCUCCUCCUCCUCCUCCUCCCCCCUCGCAGAACAAGGACCGCUUGAUCGCCACCUGCCUCGCCGGCGGGCUGGUUAUCGGCGUCUCCGCCCUUCUUGGCCUCUACCUCUCCGGAAGCGGCACCGACCCCCUCGGCCUCGGCUCCAGACUCCGCCGCCGCAGGAAAGGCGGCCGCCGCCCCGUUAGGGUUUACAUGGACGGGUGCUUCGACAUGAUGCACUACGGCCACUGCAACGCCCUCAGGCAGGCUCGUGCUCUGGGUGACCAGCUGGUUGUCGGGGUCGUGAGCGACGAUGAGAUCAUUGCCAACAAGGGCCCCCCCGUUACUCCCUUGAGCGAGAGAAUGAUAAUGGUGCAUGCGGUGAAGUGGGUCGACGAGGUCAUCCCCGAUGCUCCCUACGCCAUAACCGAGGAUUUCAUGAGGAAGCUCUUCGACGAGUACAAGAUUGAUUACAUCAUCCAUGGGGACGAUCCUUGCGUGCUCCCCGAUGGGACCGACGCCUAUGCGCUCGCAAAGAAGGCGGGUCGGUACAAGCAGAUUAAGCGCACCGAGGGAGUUUCCAGCACCGACAUUGUUGGGCGCAUGCUCCUCUGUGUGAGGGAGAGGUCUGUAAGUGACACUCACAAGAACCAGAAUCAUUCGUCCCUACAGAGACAGUUUAGCCAUGGCCACAGUCAAAAAAUCGACGAUGGUGGAUCUUGUAGCGGAACUCGUGUCUCACAUUUUCUCCCAACAUCUCGGAGGAUUGUCCAAUUCUCUAAUGGAAAGGGGCCAGGACCAGAUGCUCGUAUAAUUUAUAUAGCUGGUGCAUUUGAUCUUUUCCAUGCUGGACAUGUAGAGAUUUUGAGGCUUGCCCGUGGACUCGGGGAUUUCCUUCUUGUUGGCAUACACACUGAUCAGACAGUCAGUGCUAGUAGAGGAGCACAUCGCCCUAUCAUGAAUCUUCAUGAGAGAAGCUUGAGUGUUUUGGCCUGCCGGUAUGUGGAUGAAGUGAUAAUUGGUGCUCCAUGGGAAGUGUCAAAAGAUAUGAUCACCACUUUCAACAUCUCACUAGUUGUCCAUGGAACGAUAUCAGAGAGCAACGAUUUUCAGAAGGAUGAAGGCAAUCCAUAUGCUGUCCCGAUCGGCAUGGGUAUCUUCAAAGUCUUGGAAAGCCCUCUCGAUAUCACAACUACGACGAUAAUUAGGAGGAUAGUAGCUAAUCACGAAGCUUUCCUGAAACGGAACGAGAAGAAGGCAGAGAGCGAGAGGAGGUAUUACGAGGGCAAGGGCUAUGUGUCUGGGGAUUGAUGAUGCCCAUGCAAUCUCGUGUCGUGCAAUGCAUCCUACCCUUUUUUUCUUAUUAUUACACUGCAGCUAGCUAGGUUUCUCUAUGAUAAGAAGAGCGAUUUCUGGCGAUCAUCAUAGGCUUCUGAGUUUGAGUUUAGGUUUGCGAUUCGUUUGCUCCCUUUUGUAUCCCUUUUUUUCCGGAAAUGACAGUAGGUAAGAAUUAGAGAGAGAGGGCGAGAGAUCCGUCCGAUAGGUCGAUGCGACGUAUCAUCUGUAAGAGCAGCAUUUAUUUAUUAUUUGCAAUAAAGAAAUUACACCUUUUAGAGAUA